AUGGUAGAGCUUCAUCUGCUACCCUUGCUCGGAUUCAAACAGCUUCCUGCUGUCCUCGACCACGGCACCUUGUCUGGCCCCGCCUCGAGCCUUGGGCCCGAUCUGCCCUUGUCUCCUGACAAGGCCUGUUCUAUCCUCAUCUGCCCUUCUCGCUCGACCUCGUCUUGCUCGGCUGCCCUGGGCGAGCUCCCCUUGUUGCACCGCACCGCACCUGCGCUGCACAGCAAAGUGCAUAUUUCAUCCAGUGUUCCGAUCUUCGCGCGCGCAAUUACCAGUUUUGCCGUCGGGCACCGACAUCUUAUAAGUCCUCCGCGAUUUCCAGUCUUCAUACAUCAACCUCUUGUGUCCCCCCAGCUCCCGAAGCUUGUAGGAAUUACACAGUUCGAGGCCCAACCGCUUGGUUCAAGAGUCAAAAACCUCCGAGGCCAUCCUUCUGUUUACAUCCCCCCCUCCCUAACCUCUAAAUUCUAGG
This is a messenger RNA of Colletotrichum destructivum, 472 nucleotides long. RefSeq lists its product as uncharacterized. The record is from RefSeq and is a predicted model, not a curated record. The transcript has a single exon. NCBI's taxonomy places the organism in Eukaryota, Fungi, Ascomycota, Sordariomycetes, Glomerellales, Glomerellaceae. Bases 1 to 471 code for a protein of 156 amino acids.